AUGGCGGCGUCCGUGGCGGGGCGAGCGGCGGCCUGGGGGGCGCGCAGGGCGCUGGGGGCGCGGCGGGGCGCCCUCAGCGGCCCCGCCGCGGGCCCCGACACGGCCACGGUGCUGCGGGAGCGGCUGCGGCAGCACCAGGUGACAGGUGCCACCCCGGACCCGCAGGACCGGGACUCUCAGGGGUCUCUGCGGCGCCUCGCGCUGCGCCUGGGGGGGCUCCUGGCGGCCACCGGCGGCGUCACGGUGCUCUACAUCUUCGGCAGCAACGCGGUGGACGAGCACGGGGACAAGAUCCCCGAUGAGUUCGACAGCGACCCCGUGGGGAUCCGGCACCUGCGGAGAACCUACAAAUACUUCAAGGACUACAGACAGAUGAUCAUCGAGCCCACCAGCCCCAAGCUGCUGCCGGACCCCCUGCGGGAGCCCUACUACCAGCCCCCCUACACGCUGGUCAUCGAGCUCACGGGGGUCCUGCUGCACCCCGAGUGGUCGCUGGUGACGGGCUGGAGGUUCAAGAAGCGCCCGGGCAUUGAGCACCUGCUGCAGCAGCUGGCGCCGCUCUACGAGAUCGUCGUCUUCACCUCCGAGACCGGCAUGACGGCGUUCCCGCUGAUCGACAGCAUCGACCCGCACGGGUUCGUGUCCUACCGGCUGUUCCGCGACGCCACGCGCUACAUGGACGGGCACCACGUCAAGGACAUCUCGUGCCUGAACCGGGACCCGGCGCGGGUGGUGGUGGUGGAUUGGCGCCGGGACUCGUUCCGGCUGCAGCCCUACAACGGCCUGGCCCUGCCGCGCUGGGACGGCAGCUCCGACGACCGCGCGCUCUACGACCUGGCUGCCUUCCUCAAGACCAUCGCCCUCAGCGGGGUCGAGGAUGUGCGCUCGGUGCUGGAGAAUUAUUCCCUGGAGGAAGAUCCGCUGGCAGCGUUCCUGCGGCGCCGCACGCGGCUGCAGGAGGAGGAGCAGCAGCGCCUGGCGGAGCUGGCUCAGGGCCGGGCGGCGCCGGGGCCUUUCCUGGGCUCCCUCACCGGGCGCCUCUGGCCGCGCUCCAAGCAGCAGUGACGUCAUCGUUGCCUCGCCGUGACGUCACCGUGACGUCAUCUCUGCUCCGGAUGGGUGGGGAUGGGGACCCGAAAUCCCCGCAACCCCCGCCCUGUUCCCAAACCCCGAAUUCCCGGGGAUUUUGGGGCGGAUUCGGGAGGGUUUUGGGGCUCCGGGCCCGUUUUGGGGUGAAUAAAGGCAGAAAUGGA
Molecule: messenger RNA, 1253 nt
Organism: Hirundo rustica (Barn swallow)
Lineage: Eukaryota; Metazoa; Chordata; Aves; Passeriformes; Hirundinidae
Gene: TIMM50
Product: translocase of inner mitochondrial membrane 50
Exons: 12
Coding region: 1-1065 (354 amino acids)
Molecular function (GO): phosphoprotein phosphatase activity
Source: RefSeq, a predicted model, not a curated record